GCGGAAGUCUCGCUCUGCCAUGUUGAGCGCUUUGUUUCUGUGAGUGAGACGCGAUGAUGGAGCAGAGCUGGAGCUCUUUCUUGUUCCAGCAGGCUAAUGAAGCCCUUCACCACCAGCACCAGGUGGCCCCAAACAGCCUGCUGCCACUGCUGAACUCUGAGCCGCAGGACCAGAAGCCUGUGAUGCCCAUUCCUCUGGACCACAAACCCCCCGUCAGCGCCGCCGAGCUCCUCAAGGACAACGUAGCCAGCGGGACGGGGGGAGGAGGGGGUGGCAAUGCCGGAGGAGGUGGUCAAAUGCCCGUUGUCAAGAAAGAGCACAAGAGCAAGACACCAUUCAUCUGUGGCUACUGCAACAAGGCCUUCCGCGACAGCUACCACCUCCGCCGGCACGAGUCCUGCCACACCGGCAUCAAAAUGGUGUCCAGACCCAAAAAGAUGGCACAAGCGGCACCCACCAUGGUCCCGCUCAUCUCCACCAUGCCCCGUGAGACCACGGGCAACCCUGCCUACAUCUCAACCGUCGCUGGCAUCUUUUCCACAGCGACCACUUCUACGUCCUCCGCCUCUACUAUCAUGUCCCCGACGUCCAUGUCCAACGUGACCCAACACAGUGCUCCCAAAAAGCCACCCAAGCCCGUAAAGAAGAACCACGGCUGUGAAAUGUGCGGGAAAGCCUUCCGGGAUGUUUACCAUCUGAACCGGCACAAGCUGUCCCACUCGGAUGAAAAACCAUUUGAGUGUCCUAUAUGCCAACAGCGCUUUAAGAGGAAGGAUCGCAUGACGUACCACGUGCGCUCACACGACGGAGGCGUCCACAAACCCUAUGUCUGUUCUGUCUGUGGAAAGGGAUUCUCGAGGCCUGAUCAUCUCAGCUGCCAUGUGAAGCAUGUUCAUUCCUCGGAGAGACCUUUCAAAUGCCAGGUUACGGCCUGUACAUCAGCCUUUGCCACCAAAGACAGACUUCGGUCGCAUAUGAUUCGGCACGAAGGGAAAGUCACUUGUAAUGUGUGUGGAAAGAUGCUGAGCGCCGCCUACAUCACCAGCCACUUAAAAACACAUGGCCAGAGCAACUACAACAACGUCUGUAACAAAGGAGAUUGGCAGUGGAACCACUCAGGGCUCCGAAAAGACAACACUGAAGUCUGCAACUCUGCCUCCACUACACCGGUCUCAGCCACAGCCCCAAUCACCACUGCAAUGAACCGCGGCAACACCAGCAACCCCGUUACAAUAGCAGCCCAGAUGAACAUCUCUACCAACACAGUCAACAUCACAUCUCCCAUCAGCCUGCAGCACCCGGUUACCAUCACCGGCCCUGUGAACAUCGCAUCCGUCAACAUCCAAGCCACAGCGCCCAUGAAUAUCGCCCAUCCGGUGGCCAUCACCACGCCCAUGGCCAUGCCCAUGAACAUCGGCGCCCCGCUCAACAUUGCCAUGAGACCUAUGGACACUAUGCCCUUCCUGUCCCAAGUCUUGCCAUCUUCUCACUGGUAGAACCGGUGGCGCUGACCAGCAUUUGUUCUUCUGACAUCUGAGUGGCAUGAACAAACCCAUUGCGUGGCUACAUUGCAACACUAGCAGAAGAUUUGCACGGAUUUCCAACUCUCUCUGGCCUUCAAGUAUGUUUGCGUUUUGCGCACCUGGUGAGCAGCUCUGUAGCGGGGCAUUUCGCAAGCUCCUCUGAGCACUUCAAACCCCGACGACGGACGUUUUUAAGGACAAAUGCAAUAAUUGAUGUGCAUUUCGAACACUUUUUUUUAAUAAGCAGAGUGCCAGUGGGUUCUUCAAUGUUGUUGAAGUGUAACCUGCUAAUCAGUAUUUAAGGAAAUUCGUUUGAAAUGGACUGUUGCUUCCAUUGGGAGGGAGGAUUUUUUAAAUAUCUUUUGCAUUAUUUCGAUUUUGCGCAGGGGUGUGAGUGUGUGCGUUAUUUUUUUUUUUGUGUAUGGAGGUGCCGUAGAUCACUUUUUUUUUUUCUUUUUUUUUUUUCUUUUUUUUUAAUGGUGUUCGUCAUGACACUGUUUACUGCUAUUCAGUUUUUAUGAGGGGAGGGCAGCUUCGUUCUCUUAUUGUUUGUGAACAUUGUUAGCUGUCGCGUGUUUUUUUUUUGCAUACAGAAGAAAGCUUUGGAGGAAGUUAAGAGUCUUGCACUGAAAGCAUAUCCCUAGUUUAAAGAGGCAGUAUUAUCUAAAUAUGAAUAUCAAGAUGUGUCCCAAAUGGUACACUUGAUGUGGUCAUUACUAUCCCAUGGCCUUAGUUUGUGUAUGGAUCUACAAAGUCCAUGAAGACAUAGAGUAUCCUAUUUGUCAUUUAACGAUUGAGAAAGGUGCUCAAGAGUGCCCCCUUUGCACAAUGGUGCGGACUUCACAGCAGACUACUACUCUACUCUACAGUCUGUGCAGCAUUUCUUCACCAAAGUCUGAACUCAGAGGAGGACCAUGAGGGCCAAGUGUCUGAUUUGGGAUGGGGUUUAUGAGCUGUAGGUAACCAGCUCAUUUAUAACAGCGCCAUCUAUUGGUUGGAGUACUGCGCUGAUGCCCUUUAAAGUUUUAAUUUGGACUUUUGCCUGUUAGAAGUAUUUUAUAACCUUGUUUUUUUUUUGUAUUUUUUAUAUGAUGUUUGCAAGAUCCCUGUUCUAAAAACAUGUUCUACAAAGGAAAUGGGCUGAGAAUAGGAAAUGAACAUGAAUAAUUCCAGGAAAAUGCCUUGGAAUUAUUCAUGUUUGUUUGUAAAUAUAUUCCACUUUGAUUUUUUUUCUUUCUAUUUUUUUUUUUUUUUUUUUUGCAUGUUUGUUUUUGUAAGUUUUCUGGGGGUUUUUUAUGUUUGUUUUGUUUUAUGUAGUUUAAACUCUGUAGAUGAUAGUAUUUUCCUGUAGUUAAAGCCCAGAAGCAACAUAAAUUUAACAUAAAAGCACCUCUUCAGUCUGAAAUAAUGGAGAAUGUUUACAGACUGGCUCUGGAAAUUUCAACACUGUGCUUGUCUAUUUGGACUAAAGAGUUUAAUAAUUUUGUGUUAAUAAAACACAACAGUAUAAGUAGUAAGAGUGAGCUGUCACUCACUACACAGUACUGCCACCAAUGUGAGAGAAUUUAGGAACAUUAUGUCGGCCACUUCCUCUACAUGCUUCCUGUGCAUGGAGCAGAUGCAAGAGAGAAGAGACUGCUGUAGUGAAAACACUAAUUAUUUAACUUGUAUGCAAUUUUUUGUGGGUAGUUUUCCCCCACAGCCUGUGAUGUGACGAUCUGGAGUGUCUGAAUGGAUGCCGUCCACCCCAGCACUGAGUCUCAGGAAGGGGAUGCUUUUUCCUGAUCAGACACAAUGAAUCCCUGAUCCGUGUGUGUGUGUUUGUGUGCGUGUCUCAUGAGGCAUUUGAUUCUCCCGUCACACUAGAACAAACAAAAGCAUGUUUCCAUAGUUUAGUUUGUGGGAGAGUGAGAAUGCACGUUUAUGCAUUUCAUGGUGGAUGCAUUACAAUUGCCUCUUUUAUUUGCCAAAUUGAAACCAAUUAUGAAAUCCAAUGAAGUGAACAUUUUUGAAUUGAGUCUAAUGUUGUUGUUUUGAUUCAGUUGAUGAACUGGAUGAUUUUGGAGCCCCUGUGAAAGCAGUUGAAUGUAUAUGUUUGUACAGAAGUGUUUAGCUCAGAAGAUCUUAGAGUACAGAUAGACAAUGUGAGCAAAGAAAAGCAAAAUAACCUUUUAUAAAACUUUUGUAUUAGUACAUUAACAAUGGUAAUUUUGUAUAUAUGAAGACUAGGCUUUCUGAGUAGCGGAAAGAAAAACAUUCCUACAUUUUUUUUUAAAUGUAAGUUUGUCAGAAAUAAUUAUGUAAACAUGCGCAAUGUUUAUGUGCCUUUUAUUUGGGUUGUCUAAAUAAAAAAAAAACUGUAAAACAA
This is a messenger RNA of Cyprinus carpio (common carp), 3891 nucleotides long. RefSeq names its product vascular endothelial zinc finger 1. Gene Ontology annotation, molecular function: DNA-binding transcription factor activity, RNA polymerase II-specific; RNA polymerase II transcription regulatory region sequence-specific DNA binding. Gene Ontology annotation, cellular component: nucleus. Gene Ontology annotation, biological process: regulation of transcription by RNA polymerase II. The record is from RefSeq and is a predicted model, not a curated record. NCBI's taxonomy places the organism in Eukaryota, Metazoa, Chordata, Actinopteri, Cypriniformes, Cyprinidae.